Messenger RNA from Gamsiella multidivaricata, 1587 nucleotides. RefSeq names its product transmembrane amino acid transporter protein-domain-containing protein. Gene Ontology annotation, biological process: amino acid transmembrane transport. Lineage: Eukaryota; Fungi; Mortierellomycota; Mortierellomycetes; Mortierellales; Mortierellaceae. The record is from RefSeq and is a predicted model, not a curated record. Gene Ontology annotation, molecular function: amino acid transmembrane transporter activity. The coding region runs from base 1 to 1587 and encodes 528 amino acids. The transcript is spliced from 5 exons.
AUGACUCUGCACUCACAUUUCCAACUCCAAGGAGGUGCCGAUGCCAACGACGUGUACAAAUGGCACGAGAAACAGACCAGACGUCAACUUGGGCCUAGAUCGCACACUUACCAUGCACCACACAGCAAAGACCCCACUAUCUCGUCCAUCAAAGCUCCAGGCGGAUUCCGCCGCCACUUCUUGCAGCAGAAUGCUGCCUCUCGCGGACAGCCUGCACCCAAGUUGCACACAAAGUCCUUUAUCCAUCACCUGGGUCUCUUCAACAUGUACGAGAUCGACCGCUUUGCAGGAGAAAACUUUCACUCAAUCCCAAGACGCUCUAUUGUUGUACCCAAGGAUCUGGAUAAACGGAGACUUUCCAUGGCAGAGACGGCCAUUGAAGAGCCAGAAGAAAAGAUUUCAUUUUCAAAAGCUGUAGGCAUGCUCUUCAAAACGUUCAUUGCCAGUGGUAUUCUCUUCCUUCCCAAUGCCUUCAAGAACGGUGGUAUCCUCUUCGCGCCUCUGUUCAUGACUCUGAUCGCCGUCCUGUGUCUGCACUCUUUCUUAUUGCUGGUCAAGUGCCGAGAGCUGCAUCCAGGGUCAUACGGAGAAAUCGGCGAGCACUUUUACGGCCGCUGGAUGCGCUACAUCGUCCUCUUUGCAAUUGCAAUCUCUCAGUUUGGUUUCUGCUGUGGAUACUGCAUUUUCUUUGCUCAGCAGUUUGCGAUUGUGGUCGACAGUUUGGGCGGCGCCCAUCUGGACAAGAUUGUAUGGAUUGCCAUCUUCUUCGUGAUCCUGGUUCCAUUCACAUUUGUCCGCAAUAUUGGAAAGCUCGGAUUCAGCACCCUGGUUGCAGAUCUGUGCAUCAUUGUCGGAUUGAUUUACCUGUACACCUACGAUAUCAAGGAAUUGAUCACUCAUAGGGAUGCACCCCACCCUCUUCGAUUAUUCAACUCGGAGGACUUUGGCAUCUUUAUUGGCACAGCUGUGUUCUCGUACGAGGGUAUCGGAAUGGUUAUCCCUAUCUGUGGUAGCAUGGCAAACCCCAAACAGUUCCCUCGAGCGCUCACUAUCGUCCUCACAGUAGUGUGCGUGCUACUGGUCAGCUUUGGAUCGAUGGGAUAUGCUGCCUAUGGUGACCAAGUCCAGACGAUCGUCCUUGAUGAUCUACCUAGCCAUAAUGGAGGAGAGAAGGCAGGAAAGAACGCUAUUCAACUGUUGUAUGUCAUUGCUAUUUUCCUGACAACGCCUCUGAUGCUGUUCCCCUGCAUCCGUAUCGUGGAGCAAGUUGUGUUCAAGGUUGUCGGGGACGAGUCUUCGGGCAAAGUGAAGGCGCUGAAAGAGAAUGUAGUGCGUGUACUUAUCGACCUUGCAGUCGCAGCCGUAGCAUAUGCUGGGUACAGCAGGCUGGAUAUUUUUAUCUCGUUCGUCGGCUCGUUUGCCUGUGCGCCUUUGCUCUUUAUCUUUCCACCCCUGUUCCAUCUCCGGGGAUUCCCUGGCCAGCCUCUCUGGCGUAAGAUCAGCGACAUUGUCCUUAUCCUCUUUGGCUUUAUCGUUUUCUUCUAUACCCUUAUAACGAAUAUCCAGAACUUUUCCAAGAGCGGAUGA